Molecule: messenger RNA, 1343 nt
Organism: Phacochoerus africanus (Common warthog)
Lineage: Eukaryota; Metazoa; Chordata; Mammalia; Artiodactyla; Suidae
Gene: FGF3
Product: fibroblast growth factor 3
Exons: 3
Coding region: 89-787 (232 amino acids)
Biological process (GO): animal organ morphogenesis; regulation of cell migration; positive regulation of cell population proliferation
Cellular component (GO): cytoplasm
Molecular function (GO): growth factor activity; fibroblast growth factor receptor binding
Source: RefSeq, a predicted model, not a curated record
CUCGCCGGGGCUCCGCUGCCGUCUCUUCUUCCAUGGGCGCCGCGCUCGCCUGCAGCCGCCGCCGCCGCGGGGCGGGCGCGAUGCCACGAUGGGCCUGAUCUGGCUCCUGCUGCUCAGCCUGCUGGAGCCCGGCUGGCCGGCCGCGGGCCCCGGGGCGCGGCUGCGGCGCGAUGCGGGCGGCCGAGGCGGCGUCUACGAGCACCUCGGCGGGGCGCCCCGGCGCCGCAAGCUCUACUGCGCCACCAAGUACCACCUCCAGCUGCACCCGAGCGGCCGCGUCAACGGCAGCCUAGAGAACAGCGUCUACAGUAUCCUGGAGAUAACAGCGGUGGAAGUGGGCAUUGUGGCCAUCAAGGGGCUAUUCUCCGGACGCUACCUGGCCAUGAACAAGAGGGGACGGCUCUACGCUUCGGAGAGCUACAACGCCGAGUGCGAGUUCGUGGAACGCAUCCACGAGCUGGGCUACAACACCUACGCCUCCCGGCUGUACCGCACGGUGCCCGGUGGACGCGGGGCCCAGCGCCAGCCCGUCGCCGAGAGACUGUGGUACGUGUCGGUGAACGGCAAGGGCCGGCCCCGCAGGGGCUUCAAGACGCGCCGCACACAGAAGUCCUCCCUGUUCCUGCCGCGCGUGCUGGACCACAAGGACCACGAGAUGGUGCGGCUGCUCCAGGGCUCGGCCGGGUUCCGCGGUGGCCUGUCCAGGCCACCCGGCAGGGCCGCCCAACCCAGGCAGCGGCGGCGGCCACAGCGGGGGCAGCAGCAGGGCCGGGGAGGCAGAGCUUAGCCCCGGCCCCUGGGGAGCCGAGGCCUGGAGGGUCCUGGCCCCACGGCUGGGCUCGGGGCUCACGCCAUCUGGUUGGAGGGUGUGGACUAGCCGACGGAUGCCUCGUGUCCAUGAUCAAAGCUGACCCUGUGCACACAGGGGUCCACUCCAGACUCUUCCCUGCCCCGCCCCUUCCCACGCCGGGCUGGCUGCCCUUUCCAGGGCCAAUGGAACACGUACCCAACCCUCCCUGCUUCUCUCAAACAAGGAUCGCUUUGGAGCUAGGGGCCCGAGUUGUGGCUCAGAGGGAGCUGCUUUCAACCAAGACUGGGGGUUUAGGUUGGCCAGGAAUGCCCUUCACGGAGGCCCCCCCUGAGGCCCAGAGUCCCAGCCUAGGAUGCAUCUCCCGGCGGUGCCGCUGUGGGACCGCGGGGGUCGGGGGGUGCUCAAAACAUGAGAGUAUUUUAUUCUACUCUGUUAUUUAACAGACGAUGAUGCAGCCUGAGGACACACUUGCAGUUUAACUCGAACGUCUUUGCUUGUGAUGAUGGCAGAGUCUGUGCCAAAUCCAUGUUUG